Messenger RNA from Talaromyces amestolkiae, 1026 nucleotides. RefSeq lists its product as uncharacterized. The transcript has 2 exons. NCBI's taxonomy places the organism in Eukaryota, Fungi, Ascomycota, Eurotiomycetes, Eurotiales, Trichocomaceae. The record is from RefSeq and is a predicted model, not a curated record. The coding region runs from base 1 to 1026 and encodes 341 amino acids.
AUGUCCGCCGGAUCAGCUGCCCACGGCGUCGCUACGACCAUCUUCUCCAAUUUCUUCGUCUCCCUCCCCGUCCCCAAAACCAAUCUGACUGGCCAAACCUACAUCGUAACCGGAUCCAACACCGGUCUCGGCUUCGAGUCAAGUCGACACAUCAACAAACUCGGUGCCGAAAAACUAAUCAUGGCAGUCCGCAGCAUUACCAAAGGCGAGACCGCUAGAGCUGAGAUACUGCGAUCAACGGGCCGCGAGGAAACUUCUAUUGAAGUAUGGGAGUUGGAUAUGGGUAGUCACGAGUCGAUCAAGAAUUUCGCUGCCCGUGUCUCGACUACGUUGCCACGUGUGGACGGCGUACUUGCCAAUGCCGGGAUAAUGGUCGACAAAUUCAGAGUCGUGGAAGGUGAUGAGAGUACACUUGCCAUCAACGUAGUCGGCGUGUUCUUGCUCUUUGCACUGUUGAUCCCCAAGUUGCGCGACUCUGCAGAAAAGUUCAAGAUUGCGCCGCGAUUUACGAUCCCCAAUUCGGCGUUGCACUACAUGGCUUCGUUGAAGGAAGUGGAGGACAAGAACGGCCGAGGCAUUUUUAACACACUGAAUGACUCCAAGACGGCCAAUAUGGAAGAUCGAUACAAUCUCUCAAAGUUGCUGGUCAUCUAUGCCUGUCGUGAACUAGCAGACAAAAUCAACAGAUCCGCUAAAAACUCGUCGACGGCGAUUGUCAUCAACACGCCGAAUCCGAGUUACUGUAAAUCAGCACUCCAACUAGGGACCGAACAGGGCAGGUCUACCGGUGCAAAAGUGUUUGAGAAGGUUUUGGCGCGGACCACAGAGGAAGGGAGUCGCACUCUGGUGCAUGGAAUGACUUCGGGGCCGGAGACGAAUGGGCAGUAUUUGACGAACUGUCAUGUUCAGACUCCCUCAUCUUCUGUGACCAGUGCCAAGGGAGCCCGAAUCCAGAAGCAGUUUUUUGGCGAGUUGGUCGAUAGGUUGAUCAAUAUCGCACCCGAAGUUUCUCCAUAUCUCAAGUAG